GCGACACAGAGGGAUAAAGAAAGGGGAGUGAGAAGAGAGAGAGAGAGAGACACUGCAAAGAAAAGCUAGUGGGAAGUAGGGGAUGGGAAGGAGGAGGCUCGCGAGAAAGAGGAUAGAGGAGAGGAGUGUGGGAGAGAGGGAGAGAAGCAGGGAGAGGAGGGUCACAGAGUGACCGUGGAGGAUGGUGUUUCAAUAUUCCAGAUGCUUCUAGGAUUGGAGGUUGUUUGUUGGUGAGGAGACUCAGGCUCCGGCAGCCAGUUGGGCAGCGGCAAAAUAAAAUGGACAGCGAGAGACAGACGUUUCAGCCACCUCUCUGUCGCCGAGAGGUCCCGGAGCUGUUCUCUGGCCAACUCGUUUCCCAGCUAGAGUCCCUGAAAGCGCUGGAUGAGGGGAGCCCAGGGAGCCCCUAGAAGCUGUUCCUCGGAGAUGCCUUCGCCAGAGCAGUAAGAACUUCCUGCUUGAGCCCCUGCAUCCCCUCUCCCUGAAACUCCCGGAAGAGAGGGGCGGCAGACCCCAGGGGGAGGGGCGAGGGGGAUCCCAGUGCAGCGAUUUCUCCCCUCCCCCUCCCCCCUCCAGGCGUGCAGGCAUGGAUGUGCUCAGCCCUGGACAGGGCAACAACACCACAUCCUCUGAAGGUCCCUUCGGGACAAACAACAAUGUUACUGGCAUCUCCGACGUGACUUUCAGCUACCAAGUGGUCACCUCUCUGUUGCUGGGCACGCUUAUCUUCUGUGCAGUGCUGGGCAAUGCGUGCGUGGUGGCCGCCAUCGCCCUGGAGCGCUCCCUGCAAAACGUGGCUAACUAUCUCAUUGGCUCGCUGGCCGUCACCGACCUCAUGGUGUCGGUGCUGGUGCUGCCCAUGGCCGCGUUAUACCAGGUGCUCAACAAGUGGACGCUGGGUCAGAUCACCUGUGACCUGUUCAUUGCCCUGGACGUGUUAUGCUGCACCUCGUCCAUCCUGCACCUGUGCGCCAUCGCGCUGGACAGGUACUGGGCCAUCACGGACCCCAUAGACUACGUGAACAAGAGGACGCCCCGGCGCGCCGCUGCGCUCAUCUCGCUCACUUGGCUCAUUGGCUUCCUCAUCUCCAUCCCUCCCAUGCUGGGCUGGCGCACCCCUGAAGACCGCUCGGACCCCGACGCGUGCACCAUCAGUAAGGACCACGGCUACACUAUCUACUCCACCUUCGGCGCUUUCUACAUCCCGCUGCUGCUCAUGCUAGUUCUCUACGGGCGCAUCUUCCGAGCCGCACGCUUCCGCAUCCGCAAGACAGUCAAGAAGGUGGAGAAGAAGAGUGCGGACACCUCCCUUAGGGCGUCACCAGCCCCGCAGCCCAAAAAGAGCGUAAAUGGGGAGCCGGGGAGCAGAGAAUGGAGGCAGGGCGGGGGGCACAAGAGUGCGGGGACUCAGUGCGCCAAUGGAGCGGUGAGACGGGGCGACGACGGCGCAGCCCUGGAGGUGAUCGAAGUGCACCGGAUGGGCAAUUCCAAAGAGCACCUGCCGCUGCCCAGCGAGGCCAGUGCUGUCCCCUGCGCCCCCACCUCCUUCGAGAAAAACAAUGAGCGCAACGCUGAGGCCAAGCGCAAAAUGGCCCUGGCCCGCGAGAGGAAGACGGUGAAGACGCUGGGCAUUAUUAUGGGCACAUUCAUCCUCUGUUGGCUGCCCUUUUUCAUCGUGGCCCUGGUCCUGCCUUUCUGCGAGAGCAGCUGUCACAUGCCCACCCUGUUGGGCGCCAUAAUCAACUGGCUGGGCUACUCCAACUCUCUCCUUAACCCUGUCAUUUACGCCUACUUCAACAAGGACUUCCAAAACGCCUUUAAGAAGAUCAUCAAGUGCAAAUUCGGCCGCCAAUGAUGAUGUAGCCGGCGAGUAGUCCGGCCCCAUCCACCCUGCCUCCCCCCAGCCCUCAGAGUCAACAGCUAUAGUAACUUGCCACUUUUUCUCUGACUUUGCUGCUCCGCCUUCGGCUUCCAGACCUCUUCUGCCCUCCCCACCGCCCAAUCCUCUGCGCAGAGGGACGGCACUCAGUGCAAAAAGGCGCAAACGGCGUGGUUGGAGGGCCCGGGAAACUUCCCGGCUUUGAGAGCAGCAACCUUGUCUCUGACUUUGGCCUCAAAAUUAGUUUUGUCCCAGCAAUUGCCUCCUCCUUCUGCUCCACAGAUUUUCGCGGCGGCAGUUUAAGACUCAGCUGUUCAGGGCAAAAAAUCCACACAGAAAAAGAAAUUGUACACCUAGCCGCCACACCCACUAAUGGAUCCCAGCUGCUUGCCCCACUGCUAGAACUUGGACUUAAGGUUCAGGGCUUUGCCCCAUGCACAUUACUCCUGCCCUGGAAACGUUCACUUUUUAUCGGUUUCACCGCUUCUUUCCUUUCCCAGUUUCCCUUUAUGCCCUUGCCAGACUCUGUGCACUAUUUACUAGUCGGGAAAAGGUGGGAGGGUCUGCUUUCCCUGGUGGCUGUGGUGUCCCCUGGAAUCCCCGCCUCCCUCUGUAGACUCGCAGAAUAACACCCCCGCGCACAGCUCAUUGCUUUGUUUUCCUGGAUUCAAAACAAGUGGCCAGAAGCUGUCUCUUAGAGUGAACUUGUAAGUACAAGGCUGGACCGUGGGAAAAAGUGAGGAAGGAGUGCGGAACGAUUUCAUCCGCGAUUGUCUUGGGGUCAGCAUUCACCAGAGAAAGUGACAGCGGGAAGGGAGAUCGGACUUCUGUUUGUUUGGGUGCUCCCGGUGAGUCUACACGUGCUGGCAUCGCCACUUACCUGCUGCGGGAGGCGCGCGCCGGCCAGUGUGCGCGUUGGAGACGCCCAGCGGCCUGGGAUCCGAGCGCUUUCCCAGGCGUCCGCGGUUUGGUGUGCGCUCCGCCAGCGACCAGAGGACUGAUCCCAACUAGGUCUAUUCCUCCGCCUACGCCCUGGACAAACGGAAGUGCAGCUAGACACCGUUAUUUGCCAGUGCAGGCGGCGCUAGAUGCCACAGAGCUCUGGGAGCCGAAAGACUCAGAAGGCCCAAGGGGUGGCGUGGUCUGGCAUCCAGGAGGCAGGGCGCCUCAGUGCGCGGGGCCAGGCACUCCCCGAGGCACCUGAAAGGGUAAUUUCAUCCAAAGGAUGCAGACUCUUGCCUCCUAAUUCAUCCCCUCGACCUUUUCGGAUAGGGGAAUAGCUCUGUGUAGGAGUCCUAACACUACACAGGGUUUGUUCUGCAGGACGUCCAGGACACAUAGUUACCAGGACCUUGGUUUCCAAAUAGGAAUUCUGGGCUUGCACUGGAACGGGUUCUGAUAAGUUUAGCACUAUCUGUGACCUAAUAGGCGGUUACCUCAAAUACUGGGACUCUAAAGGCCUAGCUAGGGGUAUUCUCCCUGGGGAGACCCAGAGAGGUUUGUACAGGGUUACACUGGCUUCUUGGCUUGAUUAACCUUCCCCACAGGUCUACGGAAAACGGCUUCUUGCUCUUUGAAUUUCUGGAGCACUCCAAGCUUUCUCUCGACUGAAAGUUAUUCUUUCAGCCUUGCCACUCCUGAUAAGAAACCGUUUAAAAUCUUCACUGCCCCAGAAAGGAAGUUAUUUCGGUGCUCUGUUUGAAUGUAAAUUUCCACCCACAUGACCUGACUGGAUCAAGAGGUUUGUUAUGGUUAGAGCUGGCCUCUAAUUUUCUGAUGAAUAAUGGUUUCGUUUUCCAGCUGUUGUAGGAAGUUACUGAUUCUUACUCCCCUCUCCCUUCAAAUGUACCUUUUGAAUGUUUGCAUCCCUGUUUUGAGAACCGUGUUGAAAAGUUACCAGAGAAAAGUUCACUUGUGUUUAAAAUUAAGGUGAAAAGACAGCUCUAUCACUUGAAGCCAUUUGAUUGUUUGUUAAACUGAACAAAGCCUCCACUUGGUAUCUUUUGCUCUAACUUAAGCUGAGAGUAAGCGUUACAUUCCGUUAAAAAAAGAGAAAGUAUGAAGAACUCUGGGAACUCAGUGGAUGGUCUGUCUAUGCAUAUGUAAUGUCGAUAAGGGGCGAUGGUGGAGAAAAUAAGGUCGACUUGUCCAGUCUAACAAUUAUUCAUUUGAAAAUUCAAUUUCUUUUUUUCUAACAAUAAUUUCAGUAGAGCUAUAUGAAAAAAAACAAAAAAAAAACUUUUCUGUAUGUCUUCCCAAAUCUUUAGAACAAAUUCCAUAUUUAAAAUAAAUAGUCCAAAGUUUGCUCAUCCAAAUUAUGCCUUGGCCAGCAAAUAUUACAUUUGAAGUUUUAAGACUUCCAGUUAUUUGUGUCUUUUACAGAACUGCAUGGCAAAGGUUUGAGGAUAUUCUUCCUGUUUGGGAGGAUUUACACAAGAAUAGGGAAGGAGCAUCCAAUUGGAGUACAAUUGCCAAGGCAAUAGAGAAAUUAGGAAUAUAUGCAAAAGAGCUGCAUAGCAGUAAAGAGCCCCUGGUGAUUUUUUUUCUUUUAAAGUAUUUAUAUUAAGGUAAAGUAUAUAUGCAUCACAAUUGGCCUUCAUUCUUCCCUGUGACAAUAAAGGACUCUAAUAAUGGUAAUGCUAUAAUAAACGAAUACA
Rhinolophus ferrumequinum (greater horseshoe bat) is the source of this 4536-nucleotide messenger RNA. It is a transcript of the gene HTR1A, whose product is annotated as 5-hydroxytryptamine receptor 1A. Gene Ontology annotation, cellular component: plasma membrane. NCBI's taxonomy places the organism in Eukaryota, Metazoa, Chordata, Mammalia, Chiroptera, Rhinolophidae. The transcript has a single exon. The record is from RefSeq and is a predicted model, not a curated record. Gene Ontology annotation, biological process: adenylate cyclase-activating adrenergic receptor signaling pathway; regulation of vasoconstriction; regulation of behavior. The coding region runs from base 587 to 1855 and encodes 422 amino acids. Gene Ontology annotation, molecular function: G protein-coupled serotonin receptor activity.